GUGUUCGUGUUUAAGUCUGGGGUUAUGUGCUGUAUGUGAUGCUCUGCUUCACGUGCUAUAAGUGCUGGACUGUGAGGUCUUGUUGACUUAUAAGGGAAGGGUCGAAAGGCAGCGCGCCAGGACCAGAGACGGAGUGAGCAAGGCACACCAGACGCUCUGAAAGUGCACAGCUACAGAGAGAAGCAGCAGCUGCAACCACAGCAAGCUUUCCUGUGAACAUACUCUGAUCUGCGUAGGAGCUUUGCUCUGCAAGACGUCCCUCUACCAGCUUCAUAGCAACAGCCCUUAUAACCCUGAAGACCAGUGAUGGAGACUCCGGCUCAGAAGCGCAGCAGCCGUGGUGGGGCGACCGCCGUGCUCUCGCCCGCCCGCAUCACCCGGCUGCAGGAGAAAGAGGACCUGAGCAAUCUGAAUGACCGCUUGGCUGUCUACAUUGACAAGGUGCGAUCUCUGGAGGCAGAAAACGCCGGGCUGAGACUGCGCAUCACCGAGUCGGAGACGGAAAUCAGCCGAGAGCUGGGCGGAAUGAAGGCAGCUUACGAGACCGAGCUGGCCGAUGCCCGCAAGACCCUGGACUCCGUGGCCAAAGAGAGAGCCCGGCUGCAGCUGGAGCUCAGCAAAGUGCGUGAGGACUACAAGGAGCUCAAGGCCAGGAACAAUAAGAAAGAGGCUGAUCUGGAGUCAGCUCUGGCCAGGCUGAAAGAUUUAGAGGCUCUCCUGAACUCCAAGGAUGCUUCUCUUUCCACAGCACUGGGGGAGAAGAGGUCUCUGGAGACUGAAGUUAGGGACCUGAAGGCCCAGUUGGCUAAGCUGGAAGGCAGUCUGAGUGACGCUAAGAAGCAGCUUCAGGAUGAGAUGCUGAGGAGGGUGGAUGCAGAGAACCGCAUCCAGACUCUGAAGGAGGAGCUGGAGUUCCAGAAGAACAUCUACUCUGAGGAGCUGCGGGAGUCCAAGCGCAGACACGAGUCGCGCAUGGUGGAGAUCGACAGCGGCCGGCAGCAGGAGUUUGAGAGCAAGCUGGCAGAGGCACUGACUGAGCUCCGUGGGCAGCAUGAGGCGCAGCUUCGCAUCUACAAGGAGGAGAUCGAGAAGACCUACAAUGCUAAGCUGGAGAACGCACGUCAGUCUGCGGAUCGGAACAGUCAACUGGUGGGUGCGGCCCAUGAGGAGCUGCAGCAGACACGCGUGAGACUGGAGGGCGUGUCCUCUCAGCUUUCUCAGCUCCAGAAACAGCUGGCUGCUCGGGAGGCUAAAGUGCGUGAGCUGGAGGAGGCUCUGUCCCGUGAAAGGGAUAUUAUGCGCCGGCGCCUGGAAGAGAAGGACAGAGAGAUGGCAGAAAUGCGUCAGCGCAUGCAAGAGCAGCUGGAUGAGUACCAGGAGCUGCUGGACAUCAAGCUGGCCCUGGACAUGGAAAUCAGUGCCUAUAGGAAACUGCUGGAGGGAGAGGAAGAGAGGCUGCGUCUUUCCCCCAGUCCUCCUCCUACCAGGGUCAUAUCGGUCACUCGCUCCUCAGGCUCGGGCACACACGCUCAGACCCGCCUAGCUCAGAGCAGCAGCAGCCGCAACUCCUCUGGUAGUGCAAAGAAACGGCGCCUCAAUGAUACGGACAGCGAUGCAUCGAGUGUGGCAGGAGGGACAGUCACUCGCACCCGCAUAACUCAGCAAGCCUCAGCCAGCGGCCGUGUCACUGUGGAUGAGGUGGAUCUGGAGGGCAAAUACAUCCGCCUCAGCAACAAAGCUGACCAGGACCAGUCUCUGGGUCACUGGCAGGUGAAGAGGCAGGUGGGCACCAGUACCCCCAUUGUCUACAAGUUCCCACCCAAAUUCACCCUUAAAGCUGGACAGUCAGUCACGAUCUGGGCUGCUGGAGCUGGUGGGACUCAUAACCCUCCUUCUGAUCUAGUGUGGAAGACUCAGAACUCCUGGGGAACUGGAGAUCUGUUCCAGACCACUCUGAUUAGUGCCAAUGGAGAGGAGAUGGCAAUGAGGAAAGUCACACGCACGCUAUUCCAGGAAGAAGAUGAUGAAGAAAUGGCAGCUCACAGUACGUGUGGGGACAGUGAGUAUAACCUGCGCAGCCGCACGGUGAUCUGUGGCUCAUGUGGUCAGCCAUCGGACAGGAACGCAGGCAGCUGUGUGUCUGCGAGCUCUGGAGUGUCCAGCGCUUCUCGCUCUUUCAGUAGCGGAGGAGGAGGACUGCCUGAGGGACUGGUCUCCCACUCCCACUUCAUCAUGGGUAGUGACAAACCCAGACAGGGAGGUCCUAAACCAGAGAACUGCUCCAUCAUGUAGAUCCAGGAGCAGCCAUGACGUCUGCCCAGAACAGAAAGCACUAUUUGCACUGCGAAAACUGGGAGACACGUAUAUUUUUUUCUAACAUCUAGCCAUGGAGAUUUUUUUUUAUUUUCAUACUUUAUACUUAAAUCAGUCUUAUUUUGUAUGUAAUAAUCUGCAGGAUAGAUUAAUAGCUUUUGUAUGGCUGAGGGCAUGGAGGCGGCUUGGGUGCUAUAUAGGGUUUGUAUAUAUACAGUAGUCUAGGUUAGUCUUGCAUGUGGGCUUGGCAGCUGUUUUUCAAUAGCCAUGUUCAAGGAGAGGGGUUAGCAGAACACUUGAAACAUAUCCAAAGAUGAGGAUCCGCCUUAGGCUUUCCUAUCGAAUGCUGUCACAACUCAACACGCACAUCAUGGUUUCCCUGUCAGCAAGUUUACUCGAAUAGGAUCAGGAGUGUACUUGAACGUACUGUAAAGCCAUGUUUUGCCACUUUUACCAAAAGUUUGUCAUAAUUCACUUUAGAGGACAAAUUUCCAACACUAAUAAUGAACAUAGAAAUUCUGAAAUCAUGCAGUGCAGUUAAUGCAGUCUUAAAGUAAGACUGUUUUGACUGCAUCAUUCUGUUUAAAAAGCCUUUGUAGUGCCUUUAAGAAUGUACUGUUUUGCAGCUUUAAAUGUCCUGUGUACUGUGUAAAUGGUACCCCUAAGGUAGUGUUCUUAUACUGAAGAAAUAAUGGGGAAUGUUAAAAAUGCAGGGGAAGAAAAAAGAGAAAUGUAUUAAGUAAUUGCUUUUGGAAGUUUUCAGACCAGUGGGACGAAGUGUGGAUUAUGUGGGCUUUGGCCAUAAGUCGUUUAAAAG
Molecule: messenger RNA, 3130 nt
Organism: Colossoma macropomum (tambaqui)
Lineage: Eukaryota; Metazoa; Chordata; Actinopteri; Characiformes; Serrasalmidae
Gene: lmna
Product: lamin A
Exons: 14
Coding region: 307-2292 (661 amino acids)
Source: RefSeq, a predicted model, not a curated record